GCUGGUUGCCAACCGCCAAAAACGCUUCAGAAGAAGAAGGAGAAGAAGAACCCACAGUAAACUUGCAGAGCUGCCGUUGGACUUCUUCAUUAGCUAUUAACAUUCCUAUAUAAGACAGCGAUAAAACCACGCGACUGUGUAGCAUUAGACUUAUAAACGUCUUAGUUUUGUUGUUGACCAUUAGGUAGUUGAUCAUGAACGUGGCUAAAAGUGGUUAUCGUGUUUUCUCGGCCAACUCUACGCCCGCGUGCACUGAACUCUCUAAGAAGAUUACUGAGCGUCUUGGAGUUGAGCUGGGGAAAUCUGUUGUUUACCAGGAGUCAAACAGAGAAACGAGAGUUGAGAUCAAAGAGUCUGUGAGAGGCCAAACGAUCUUCAUCAUCCAAACCAUUCCCAGAGAUGUUAACACUGCUAUUAUGGAGCUGCUGAUCAUGGCCUAUGCACUGAAGACCUCCUGUGCCAAGAACAUCAUCGGCGUGAUCCCGUACUUCCCCUACAGUAAACAGUGUAAGAUGAGGAAGAGAGGAUCUAUAGUGUGCAAACUGCUCGCUUCCAUGUUGGCUAAAGCAGGUCUGACUCAUAUAAUCACCAUGGAUCUGCACCAGAAAGAGAUCCAGGGCUUCUUUACUUUCCCUGUGGACAACCUGCGGGCUUCUCCAUUCCUGGUGCAGUACAUUCAGGAGGAGAUUCCUGAUUAUAGAAACGCUAUCAUUGUAGCCAAGUCCCCAUCUGCUGCAAAAAGGGCUCAGUCGUUUGCAGAGCGUCUGCGUCUUGGUCUGGCCGUCAUGCACGGAGAAGCACAGUGUUCGGAGUCCGACAUGGCAGAUGGGCGGCAUUCUCCUCCAUGUGUCCGCAACACCAUUGGGCACCCCGGCUUGGAGUUGCCAUGCAAACAGCAAGCUCCGUUCCCAGGCAUAGAGCUCCCAAUAAUGAUGGCCAAGGAGAAACCGCCCAUCACUGUUGUCGGAGAUGUUGGAGGCCGCAUCGCCAUCAUUGUCGAUGACAUCAUUGAUGAUGUGGAGGACUUUGUGGCAACAGCUGAGAUUCUGAAAGAGAGAGGAGCUUAUAAGAUCUACAUCAUGGCCACCCACGGCCUCUUGUCUGCAGACGCCCCGCGCCUCAUCGAGGAGUCCGCCAUAGACGAAGCAGUGAAACGCCACCCAGACAUGUUCAACCGAAAAUGA
Molecule: messenger RNA, 1184 nt
Organism: Sinocyclocheilus rhinocerous
Lineage: Eukaryota; Metazoa; Chordata; Actinopteri; Cypriniformes; Cyprinidae
Product: phosphoribosyl pyrophosphate synthase-associated protein 1-like
Exons: 11
Coding region: 195-1184 (329 amino acids)
Biological process (GO): purine nucleotide biosynthetic process; 5-phosphoribose 1-diphosphate biosynthetic process
Cellular component (GO): ribose phosphate diphosphokinase complex; cytoplasm
Molecular function (GO): magnesium ion binding; ATP binding; ribose phosphate diphosphokinase activity
Source: RefSeq, a predicted model, not a curated record